This is a messenger RNA of Dermacentor andersoni, 2821 nucleotides long. RefSeq names its product proximal sequence element A Pbp45 (gene Pbp45). The record is from RefSeq and is a predicted model, not a curated record. Gene Ontology annotation, molecular function: sequence-specific DNA binding. Gene Ontology annotation, biological process: snRNA transcription by RNA polymerase II; snRNA transcription by RNA polymerase III. Gene Ontology annotation, cellular component: snRNA-activating protein complex. NCBI's taxonomy places the organism in Eukaryota, Metazoa, Arthropoda, Arachnida, Ixodida, Ixodidae.
AAAUCAUGUGGCGCCCUCGUUUGCGGCAUUUACGGUUCGUGCGUAUUGCGUUGCGAAGUUCCUAUCCUGUAUUCUGCCGGCCAAUUUCAUGUUGCUGUCAUCCUUUAUAGCACAACUUUGCUCGUUAAGCUAAAGCAAAGUGGUACGAACCCAGUAUGAGUCGUGUGAAAAUUCCAAAGAAAGUAUCCGCUGGAUUUCACACUGACAUGAACAUGCUCUUACGAAAUUUUAUGUCAGUGGAAAGUCUACGAUACAAUGCAUUCUCCAAAGUCUGGAGGGAGGCAAAGUUUUCUCUGGUGUUUUGUGGUCGGAAGGACCGUGAACUUCGUCUGUUCUUCGAAGAAAUCGUUCCCGUCAUACUGCAGUUAUGGCUUCCCACUUGCUCAUUCCGAGAGAGAGUGUUUGGUCUUUACAUGCUGUAUGCGGUCUACACCAUGCAGCCAACGGUGCCGAAAUUGAAGAUAAGACUCAGACUGUCGGACUGGGAGCAGUCAGAGGUGCUCUUGCGGAUAGCCAGCAGAGAGCAGCACUUGGAUGCUUGCUACCUCCUCUACAGAAUGCGCUUGGAGAAGUGCUUUCACUUUGUUGCCCUCUUGAGACAGAGGAGCCCUGUGAUGUACCAUGGUCAAGAGGAGGAUGUCAGUACACUUGCUGCAGCCAGCGCCAAGGUGUUUUCUCCACUGGAGAGGAUGACUAAAAGUGGCACACUCCAGCAACUGUCGCUGAUUCAUCGACAGUACGUAGCAAUGAAGUCUGCUCAAGAAACACCUGAAGUGAGAGAUCUGGCCAUCGUCAAAGAAGAUAUCUAUGAAGGUCUUUGCAGGGAAGUUGCUGUGCUUCAAGCCAAGUAUCGAAGUCUGCAAGAGCAGGCUGCAGGCGUGGUCCGCAAGGACAGAAGAAUCUCCAACAACAAAGGGGAAAGCGUGGCUGCAAGGCGUCAAAGACUACGAACGCAGCAGUUCAGCACAGUGACCAAAACUCGCAAGGGAAAGCGCUUCGCAGAGCUCUUGCACGAAGACUCGUCCACGACCAGAUGCGAUGACGAAAGCAUUCUAGAGUCCACAGAAAGCACCAGCCCCACUGCAAAGCGUGCGAAAAAGCAGUCUGUACUACGAAAAACGGCGCAGGCAUCGAAGUCUGCUAGUGCUGCCAAGGGUGACGAGGAACCAAGGAGAGGACGCAGAAAAUCAAGAAGCGAGAAGCCAAGUCAAGAAGGGGACUAAGCAACAGCUGGGCAGAACUUUGUAUAGAAUUGUAGUUUGAAAGUGACGGGACUAUUUAUUUUUUUCCCAUAAGUCUGUCUUCAGGGAACAGUGGCCACUGGCUAUUGUUUUCUUUUUGUUCAUCAAAACGAAUGGUAAAAGCCUUGGUGUAAAACACUUUAAUAAUAUGUAUGAAAUCUAAUGGACAAAAUUGGAUUCUUUCGUGGAUCUGCUCCACUGUCUUGAUAUUUCAUUCAUUGCAGCUCCCAUUAGUGUACUACAUUGGGCUUGUACAGUUUCUACUGCAUUAAUUCUUUUCAUCAGUUCAGAGUUACAUGGCAAAGUACGCCUAUGUCCUUUUAAUAGCUUGUUUUGAUGUCAGAGGUUAUGCCUUCUGCAUGUAUAUCACAUUGUUGCUAGUCAAGCACUGUCAGUGAGAAUAGUCAAAAGCCUUCUACGUUACUAUGCAAGUUCAUACAUUAAAACCUAUACUGCUACAUGUCUGCAUAUAUUACUUGGUGACACCUUUCUAUUUUUUUGUUUUUGUUGUGUGUGUGUGUGUGUGUGUGUGUGUGUGUGUGUGUGUGUGUGUGUGUGUGUGUGUGUGUGUGUGUGUGUGUGUGUGUGUGUGUGUGCAUUUUGUUAAUGCAUUCAAUGACUUUUAUGCAAACAUGCUUUCAUUGAAAUUAUUGCAUGCAACAAAGUCCUUUUUGUUACUAGGCAUCAAGCACAAUACAGAAUCUCUGAACAUAUGCUAAAUAGCAUGUUUGUGUGUGGUUUUGACAUACUAAAGCCAGCAGCUCUGUAUACGUUGCAAGCUUCCAAUGGGGCCUAGGCAAAAGAGAUGGCAUGUCCGGUGUUGACUGCAAUAAAGUGUGCAGUAUCUUCCAUAAUUUUUUUUACAGUUGUAAGGAAAAGGUAGCAGCUCCUCAUUCAUAAGGACAGCCGAAGUGCAAGUGGAGGAAUUGACAAGGCAGGGAUUUAGAAGACAUGGGAAUGAACUUGAAUAAGGUGGUCUCAUGAUAUUCGAUAAAAGCUAGCCACAUGUCAAGUGCCCCAUCGUUAAAGAAAGAAAAAAAAAAACAGGAAAUGAAAAUGGUUCUUAUUUAAGGCAAUUAGGGCAUACUUUUUUUUUUUAAUACAGAAAAAAGCAAGUGAAUCUUUUGAGUCUGAAUGAAGUGCCGAAUUCUUACACGUGGCGCUGUAGUUGCAAAGCACAGUCCUUGAAGCAGGCACGAUGCUUUCUUUGUCAAACCAAUGAGAGUGUGCUAUGUGAGAAGAACUCUAGUGGCUUAUUGUGUACGCCCCUUUUCAAGGCCAACUGCAAAGAAACUUUGCACCGCUUAAAAUAAGCCUAGAUUCAUCAUGGAAAGCUAGCUAAAAUAGCUACAUUUUUUUAUACCGAAAGUGAGAAAGAGCACCACCCUCAAAGUAUGCUGGAAGUGCAGCAGAACCCAUUACAUUGAGAAGCAGCAUGGGGCCUGGGCAUGGCACAGCUAUGUGCUUAGAAUCUCGGAUGCAAUGUUUGGAAUAUGCAUAAUACUAAACGAUCAAGUGGCCGUUUCAUCUGCUUAAGUGCUACUUAAAGGCUGUGAAUAAAAGAAAUUGACAAUUACCAG